Molecule: messenger RNA, 3159 nt
Organism: Papilio polytes (common Mormon)
Lineage: Eukaryota; Metazoa; Arthropoda; Insecta; Lepidoptera; Papilionidae
Gene: vn
Product: protein vein
Exons: 5
Coding region: 187-1131 (314 amino acids)
Biological process (GO): synapse organization; homophilic cell-cell adhesion
Cellular component (GO): neuronal cell body; plasma membrane; axon
Molecular function (GO): axon guidance receptor activity
Source: RefSeq, a predicted model, not a curated record
AGAGCGCCACCCGCUAAUUACGAGACGCUCGCAAAUUAAUCAUCGCGCGAGAUAAAUCGGCUCGUGCUCGCUCCGAGACUAUUUUGGUGGAGGCGGGGCGCGAACCGAGCCGAGGGGCCAGUCGCGCGCCGGCCGCCGACGUGUGAGCAUCGCGUGUGGGAGCGCCGAUCGUGUUGCGAUGGAGCGAUGAGGGCGUGCGGGCGCGCGGCGUUUUGCUGGGCCCUGCUGUGCCUCGCCGGUGGCCUGGCGGCGCCGCGCCGCCUCUAUUGCGAGCGCGCCGACGUGGCGUGGCGGGCCUACCGUGCGCCGGCCGCCUUCGAGGCGCGCGUGCAGUCCCUGGCGCGGGACGCCGCCACGCUGCAGGUGCGUCGCGUGCUGCGCCGCCAGGGCCGCUGGCCGCGGGAGGACUCCAUCCUGCGCCUGGAGCUGCCGCGGGAGGCCCUCGAGUGUUCGGGACGUUUCGAAGUGCCCUUGGAAAAUAGAAAGAACUAUAUCGUGUUCGCGGAGCGGCACGGGCACGCUGCGGUGGCACUGGGCCCGCCGCUGCGCCGCACUGCCAAGCUGAUGCGCCGCGUGCGCGCCGUCUACAAGCAGGGCUACAGCAGUCCUGCAAGGGUGGAGGCGAUGUCAGAUGUGCGAGUGACGCGUGGUGGGAGGGUGCGUGUGGAGUGUCGCGCCAGUGGUCGACCGCCGCCACGCAUCUCUUGGUACAAAGAUGGCAAGCCAGUCGCAGAUAUCGCGCUCAGAAGAUUCCGGGUGCAGAACUACAGAAGGCGCUCGGUGCUGGUGAUCCGGCACGCGCGGAAGGAGGACGCGGCGCGGUAUGAGUGCCGGGCGCAGGGCGCGACGGGUCCACCCGCUGUCGCGAGUGCUAAUGUCACUGUACUGCUCCCUGCCGCCGCGCCACCCGACACCGCGUCGCUGGGCGCGCCGUGUCCAAUGCCGGACCCGGCUUCGUACUGCCUCAACGGGGGUACAUGUUUAUACUUCGAAUUAGUUCAAGAGCAAGCUUGCAAGUGUCCAGAAGGAUUCAACGGGCAACGCUGCGAGAACAAGGACGUGUCGAACAGGAGCAGUAUGUCUCAUUCCUACACAUGCAAACUGGGCCUUUCCACGUCCUACUACUGCUAGCGCACGCCGCGCCGCGCCGCGCUGCGCCCGCGACGCUUAGCCCACCUCGUUCCAAUUUUAUAUUUAAAAAUUUAGAUCGCAACAUCUCGCACCAAACGCACCAAAUGUCCGCCAGAUAGACGAUAUAGUUGCGUUCCGGAUUCGUGUUUGUUAUUGGGGUUUUGGUUCAACUAAAUAACAAAUCUAUUUGUUACAAUUGGAAUUGAUAAGUCAAAAUACAGUAAUUACUAAGUAUGUUAGUUAAAUGAACUAAAGUGGUACAAAAUAAAAGAUUAAUAUAACGAUAAGAUUACAUAAUGAAUUAAGGCUUCCGACAGACUAUAUAAAGUUUUCAAAUUCUUUUAAAACAUAAAUUAAAUCAUAUAGAUCUUGCAUAACUAGAAAUCAAAACCCCAGUAACAAAUUAAUCUGGUUAACUACAUUUUUUAAUCACGCGUACAUAUUUGAGAAUAGGACGUACUUAAAAUUUGGUUUUAUAUUAGGAUAUAUAUUCGAUAUAAUAGCAAAAUGACAUUUUAAUUGUUAAGGCAAUCAAGAAAAAUGGCGUUAACAGUGUUUAAUAUAACAGCCAAACAUUACCUUUUCAAGGUGAAAAAUGUAUUUGUUAGGAAACUCAUGUCUCUCCUGUUUGUGAGAUUACAAUGUAGUUUCAAUUUACGCAAUUAUUGUGAUCAUUAUUGGUUGUUUACAUAAAAGGUACUCACGAAAAAAAAUAUAUAUUAAAGACUUCUAUUUUUGAUUCAAAUCAAGGAAAUAAAUAUUUAAUUAACGAAUUCGAUUCGAAUAAGGAAAAUUAUAAAUCAUUUAAAAUUUCUAUAAAUAUUCUUUUAGUUAAUCAGUUUAAGAACGAAGACCUUAUUAUGGCGUCCUAUGUUUAAAGUUGUAAAUAUUUUACACUGUAUUUUGUAAUUUUGCGAUUUAUUUUAUUGUUAUUAACUCGUUAAGGUUUGAUAACUCGUUUUAGUGGGUAAAAUCCUGAUGAAGAGACUUGCAAGUUUUGUACAUAUCUAUAUAGGAUAAGUAAGAUUUUUUUAUUCAAAAACAAUACAAUAUUCACAUUUUGACCCGACUCGCCGCGCACUUGUUUAACUUUUAGCGGCAAAAUUGACAAGAUUAAUUUUACUUUAUUUUGACAGUUGUCAGUGUUACCUGUUAUGAAAUUAAAAUAUAAACAUUUUAAAAGUAGCUUAAAAUCGUUCUUAUAAAGUGCCUUAAACAUUUAUAAAUACGAGUAACAUUUAACAAUUCUUCACAAAUUAGAAACAUUUUAUACAACAGGCGCGUGGCGGGAUUUUCCAAAUAUUUAAAUCUAAAAACAUUUCACAAAUUAUUUCGAAAAUCCGAUAUACUCCACCUAGUCAAAGAGCAGUUUUAAUACUUAAAAAACUAGUUAGGCUUAUAUUAAUUAAUUUAUAUAAUUUAAUGAGUGUGGCUAAUAGGAUGAGUGGCUGGUUGUUGAUGUAGCGAAAUCUUUUUUUCUAUUUGCGUUCGGAAAUAGAUAAUUAUUAUUGAUUAUAACGUUUAUAACGUUAUGAAAUAUCGCUGAAGAAUUCAAUGAAAUUAUAUCUAAACUAUCUAACAUGAUUUUAGUACAAUGCAUAUUUACGAAAUAUCCAAAGCUGUCCAGUUUAUCAACACAAUCAGAAUUUAUGACAUUGUCUUCUUGUAUAAAGAACUCUUAUAUUUUAAGUUCAUUAUUUAUAUGUAAUUAAUUAGAAAAAGGGACUAUUUAUUUUACACUAUUUGAUACUAGGGCAUUAUCAAGGUGGAAUGACGUCUGGUAUUAUUUAAAUGUAUUUUUAAUUUUCCAGAAAAUGUGUGAUUCUACUUAUUAGUUAGAAAAUUAAAAUGUACACUACAGAACUAAAACAGUAAUAUUUUAUUUGCCUAUUCAAUGACGUCGUUGCAUCUUUUCUAGAGUUUUUGUAUUCUCACAACAAAUAUUAAGCCGGCAAACAUGUUACAUUGUAAUACCAAAUCACAAUAAAAGAAUGAGUGUUGGAAUUAACAGAGAGGCAAUAAUUUUAA